AUGGAAGAUGAAGAUGAAGAUGAAGUUUCUCUCAGCGGAUUUCUUUCAUCUGAUCACAUAAUAUUCUACAUCAAUCUCAUACUGCAUGAUCUACGGGUGCCGAGUUCUGUGCGCAUUCAUCCUUCAUCACAGGCGGAUCUUUCGUUUGUCCUAGCCCUUUUCUUUCUUUCUCUUCAUGUCGUUCUGGGUAUGUGGGGUUGCACCAUCUUGUCAGAUUACCGAGAUGCUCUUCUUCCGUUCAUCAUCUUCAUCUUCUAUGGCCGCUUCUCCUUUCGGUUCGCGGAGUCAGACGCAUCAGACAGAGCUCCCAAAGUUCUCGAUCUUGUGCCAGGUCUGAGCUUCGGCAAAAGACAACUGGAGUCUGGAACAGACUCCUUCCAUAUGUUUGCACCAGGUUAA
Molecule: messenger RNA, 399 nt
Organism: Soboliphyme baturini
Lineage: Eukaryota; Metazoa; Nematoda; Enoplea; Dioctophymatida; Soboliphymatidae
Source: the annotation of a GenBank genome assembly